Molecule: messenger RNA, 3281 nt
Organism: Passer montanus (Eurasian tree sparrow)
Lineage: Eukaryota; Metazoa; Chordata; Aves; Passeriformes; Passeridae
Gene: NGLY1
Product: N-glycanase 1
Exons: 12
Coding region: 16-2022 (668 amino acids)
Biological process (GO): protein quality control for misfolded or incompletely synthesized proteins; glycoprotein catabolic process; protein deglycosylation
Cellular component (GO): nucleus; cytoplasm; cytosol
Molecular function (GO): peptide-N4-(N-acetyl-beta-glucosaminyl)asparagine amidase activity
Source: RefSeq, a predicted model, not a curated record
GUGCUGGCACAGCGCAUGCGCCUGGCGCAGCCGGCGCGGCGCGGAGCGGGGGGCGGGCAGGCAGCGAUGGCGGCCGCGCUGGGGCUCUCGUCCUCGCCGGGCUCCCCCGCCGUGAGCGAGCUGUGCCAGAACAGGCGGGAGAUCUUCCUGGAGGCCUCGCGGCUGCUCCUCACUUACGCUGACAACAUCCUCCGGAAUCCCUAUGAGGAAAAAUACAGAUUAAUUCGAAUUGGGAAUCCAGCAUUCUCCACAAGGCUGUUGCCAGUCAGAGGAGCUGUUGAGUGUUUAUUUGAGAUGGGGUUUCAAGAGGGAGAAACUCACCUGGUUUUCCCUAAGGAAGCUUCAAUUGAGCAGCUACGUAAAAUCAGAGACUUGAUUGCUGGAGAGAGGAGUAGCAGACUGAAUGAGUCAAACCAAAUCCACAGAUCAGGAUCCUCUGAAACUGUCAGCAGCACUCAGACAGCUGCACAACGACCUUCGAGACCUGUUGGCUCUGGUUUUGCCCCUGCCCGUCAGCAGCCAGAAACAUCACUUGUGCAAUCUCUUGAAAUGGCUGCAAAUAUCUUGAAAACACUUCAAACAAAAUUUGAGGGGCUUGUAUUGAUGUAUGAGAAUCCUUCUAUUCAGCAGAAAGCACUGGCUGCAAUUCCCCUCCAGGAAUUGAAAAGCAAGGCUCAGAAAAAGCUAGCACAAGCUACAAAACUGGACAAAGGUGCACAUGUGAAUGAAGAGGACUUCUUAUUGUUGGAGCUUUUGGACUGGUUUAAGACUUCCUUUUUUCAUUGGGUAAAUAGUCUUCCUUGCAGCAGGUGUGGUGGGCAGACAGAACCUAAAAGUGACUACCUGUUGCCUACUGAUGAUGAUCUAAGGUGGGAUGCCAGUCGAGUGGAAAACCAUUACUGCAACCAGUGUCAGCUCUGUAAUAGAUUCCCAAGGUAUAACAACCCUGAAAAACUUCUGGAAACCAGACGUGGACGCUGUGGCGAGUGGGCCAACUGUUUUACACUGUGCUGCAGAGCUGUAGGGUUUGAAGCAAGAUACGUCUGGGACCAUACAGAUCAUGUGUGGACUGAAGUAUAUUCUUCAUCCCAGAAAAGAUGGCUUCACUGUGAUCCUUGUGAAAAUGUCUGUGAUAAGCCUCUUCUCUAUGAAACUGGCUGGGGAAAGAAGCUCUCCUACAUAAUUGCAUUCUCCAAAGAUGAGGUGGUAGAUGUCACCUGGAGAUACAGCUGUAAACAUGAAGAAGUACUCUCUAGAAGGACGGCACUCAGCGAAGCUACGCUGCGAGAGACAAUUAAUGCACUAAAUAGAACGAGACAAAAGUCUUUGUCAGAAAAUAGAAAAAAAGAGCUCCUGGAAAGGACUAUUGUGGAGCUUGUUGAGUUUAUUUCUCCUAAAACACCUAAACCUGGAGAAUAUGGUGGAAGGACAUCAGGCUCAAUGGCUUGGCGAGUAGCCAGAGGUGAAAUUGGUCCAGAGAAAAGAAAAGAAGUAGUUUUUAUUCCCUCUGAAAAGGAGAAGACAUCUAAACUGUUCCAUCUCGUCUACAAUGUAAUAGAUGAUAGUUAUACACGCAUUUCCAAUAACAAUGAAAAAAUAAGUGGCUGGGAAGCAGGUGUUUGGAAGGCAGAAUCUAUUUGCAGAAAGGUUGAAACAGAUUGGAAAAUGGUUUAUUUAGCCCGAAAAGAGGGGUCAUCCUCUGCUUCCAUCAGUUGGAAGUUUGAGUGCAAGUCAGUCGGUCUAAAAAUAGAUAACAUUUCUGUUAGGACAAGCAGUCAAACAUUUCAGAGUGGAAGAAUACAGUGGAGACUUCACUCUCCUACAGCGGAAAUUGCUCUGAUAGGAGAUAAAAAUCUUUGCUCCUAUUCAGAUUUUUCUGGAGCAACGGAGGUUAUGUUGGAAGCGGUUCUAAAUGGAGGGGAUGGUGAAGCUGCAUGGCAACACACACAGCUGUUUAGAGAGAGCUUGACAGGAUGUGGGGAAAAUGGCUUGGAGAUAAUGAUAAAACUCAGUGACCUCUGAGAAUCUGAGCUGCAGAAAUGUACUUUGGAUUCCUUGAAGACGUUAUACCAUGGAUACAACAUGAAGAUUUGCUUGGCAAUUCCUCUUCAUCCUGUUGGCAGAUUAUUUCCUGUUUCACUGCUUCCAUUAAACCAACUUGAAACUGCACGUGUAUUGAAUAGGUAAACAUUACAAUGAAAACAUCUUUGCUGUAAAAACAAACACAAAAAUUAAGGGAUUAAACCAUAAAGUACCCUUUUCUUAAACUUUACGAUGAAAAGGAAACAAUUUUUAAGAAGCAAAACGUGAUCAUAGAAGCACAAAGCAAUUGUAAUUGAUUUUAAUUUGGAGUUUUGGGAUUGGCUUGCUGGUUGUUUUUUUUUUUGUUUUUAUAGUCUACUGGGAAAAAGUAGAUUAAAACAGAUUGAAUUCUGUUUUCCAAUUAUAACAGAUGCUUCUGAUGAUUUUGAAAUAUUUUAAAUGAUGUUAGAGAAUUUAGACAUUUCUUUAAAAAUUUGAUUUUGUGUAGUAUCCGGAAUAAGUUAAUUUCAAUAUUGCUUCAAAAUUGCCUUGUUAGAUGUCUAAGUAUUAAACCUCUGUUUAAUACCUAGAGCUAUUUGGAAGCAUGGUGGUUGCUGGGAAAAUAACCUCAUUUUGAAAGAAGUGUUCAUUAUCUCCCUAAAAUUGUCAUAGCCUGUGUUUAUGAAAUUGAGGCUUAAAACUGAGUAAGAACAUCAUAUUUUUUUCUAUGAAAAAAUAGGUUAUUCAUUAUAAAUACUUUUAAUGAUAUUAAUUCGGAUUUGCUUAAUAAAUCUUUUAAAAGUUAGGCAUGUAGGUUGAAAUCCUUUUAAGCUGUUGUCUUGACUUGCUUUAAAUACUCUUCCCAAAUUUGAUGUUAAAGUAUAUACAUUUUUUUCUGUUCAAUUAAUUCAGUGUUUAAAUUUAUUUUCAGUCAAUAUAAUAAAAAAUUCUAUCCAGGAGACAUCAGAUGUUGCAGUGCUAUGAAUAAAACAUGGAGUGAAUGUUCAGAUUAGAUGGUCUUUAUCAGAAUGUGAGGAAGGCCUUACCUGGAUUAUACAAGAGAUAUUCUAAUAUAGAACUAAAAUGCAAAGUUCAAACUAUGGUUUUAUUUUUAAAUAAGUGAGAAUUAAGGAUGAUGCUCUCAAGAUCAGUGUUUUUAAAGUUUUUCUUCCUUUUUCUGAUCUUUCCAACCUCUGUAUUGAUUUGAAGUGUUUGUCGAAAAUAAUUUAUGUUGAAAUAAAUGUUUGCUGACCUUUCAA